Molecule: messenger RNA, 2126 nt
Organism: Notodromas monacha
Lineage: Eukaryota; Metazoa; Arthropoda; Ostracoda; Podocopida; Cyprididae
Source: the annotation of a GenBank genome assembly
GCAAGGGUUGACUGUAUAUAUAGUAUGAGAAUUAUUGAAUGGGUCAAGCAUGCUGUUGGCAUGGGGCAUAUUCAUAUAUACAGUCAACCCCCAGACAAUGUACUUGAUUUAUGCAGGAGACUAGCCUGUUAUGCAAACUUCAUUUUCCCAUAUGUUUACGCUUAUGCAAAAUAAGCAAGAUUACAACCAAAAGAAGUAAAAAACACAACAUACACACAUUCACAGCAAUAGUAAUGAAAUUUUUUAUUCAAAUUGAGUUGGGAAGCAUGGUAAGGGGGGAUGUAAGGGACUCAUGUCUACUGGUAGCAUGCGCUUCUACAGACUGAAGUCUGUUGUUUGGAUUUGUCUGUUAUGCAAGAGGAUAAACUGCCUCCAGAGGUGGUCUGAUCUGCAAAAAUCUGUUGUGUGGUGUCAUUAUGCUCCAUAACUGUGUCAUUAGGCUCCAUUUUGCAUCAACUGGAAAUUAUCAUCUUCAAUUUCACAGGUGGCACAACUUUGGAAAAGUCAGGGUAAGUGUCCCAGGAACAACCUUGACAGAAAUUGCAGAGCUGAAUGGAGCUAGAAAUGAAGAUAUUUUGCAUGUUGGACUAUGCCAUAGUUUCCAGGAAUUCCAUGAAAGGCAUGGGUCCAACAGACUCCUGGACAACAUUUCUACUGCUUUGAUGAACCCUGGAACUUGUACUGGUGUCAGAGGUGACAUCUGUCCUACAGGGCGGAUCUGGUUCCCAACACUCAAUGGUCCUCCAGAGACAAGAAUGAAGGUCAUAUCUUCAACAUUGGAUUACUAUGGAAACAAUGGGGGUUGGAAGAAAUUGAUGUUCAUGACAAUCAACAAAAUACCAGAAGAAAUUUUGACACUGCCUUUCAAGUGGACUUUUGGUGUCACACAUGUGGACCUGAGUUCACUUUCGCCAAAAGCUGCAGAAGCUGUUCAGUGGAUCAACUUUGGUCCUGGCUCAACAGGAGGUUUGAGCUGGACUUUCAUCAGCCACAAUGAAUCAGGAUCCAAAGUGUGCAUCGAAGGAGAUUCUUCAUUCUUAAAAUCCUCGCGGGAAAUUGACCUCAUGUGUCGGGAUUUUGUGGCGGAGGUCAACAGACUCUGCAAUUCCGUGGCGAUUGCCAAAAAUCGGCACAAGCCUCCAAGUGUUUCAACGUCUUCGUCGUCAUCGCAAGGACUACCUGAUGAUGAUGCCACACUAUUGGAAGUCAAGAGAACCCAGCAAAUUGAGGCUGAUUUGCAGCCACUCAUGAGCGAUUGGGGCCAUGAUGGACAGCAUCAACCGACGCCGAUUCCAGUUGCGAGUUCCUAAAUUGAAACCUUUUUUUUUUUAAAUAAAGUGAAGUAUUUUUCGAGAACUGGCACGAUUUUCGGCGAGAAACUGAUAUUUUCGAUUUUCUGGUUUGAUGGGUAACUUUUAAUAAUUUGUUUUGGAUUAGUGGAAUUUAUGAUAUGCGUUUGCAUUUUUUUGAGCGACACGGACAAGAUUGAAAAAAAAAUGUACGAAAACUACCAUUGCUUUUUAUACUUCCAAAAACUUUUGUACCAUUGUUUUAUGUCUUCUGAAAACGAGACAUUUUUGAAGACUGGACAGAGAAGAAAGAAUGUCUUCAUAAAUUUUUCUUCCUCUUGCGAAAGAUUUAAAAUUUUGCGUCAUCAACUCAUCAUGCGCAGCCUGAAAUUUUAACAUGAGAUUCGGUGAAUUCGUAUUUUUGCUAAUUUGAAAGCCAACGAUCUAAAGAUGAGAUAAUAUUGAAAAACAAUGAAUGCCGCAUUUCUGAAGAGAUCAAAAAGAUUUUCAAAGAAAAAGCGUGCGUCAGCUUCCUUUUGUUCAACUAUUGAGAAAGUUGUACUCUUCAAAUAAUUUUGGCAGUGAAAAUUAAGAGCUGGAAUGUACAGAAAUUUUUUUUGGGAAGCUGUUGAAUAUCUUCUCUUGCAGCAUUUCUUCACUGAUGAUUGACACAUUUUAGAGCUUAGCAAUAAAAUCUCACUGAGGGAAGGUUUCUCUGUCAACCAAGGAAAAUUCUGUUCCAUAUAUACACUGUGGGCCAAAAAUGUAAACCAAGUUUCAAUUUACAAUAGCUCAGUAGCAAAUCCAGGUAUGAAAAAAACCAAAUGAAAUCUUGUU